CCCUCUCCCUCUCCGUCUUCGAUUUCAUAAAGCCCAUUCACUCUAUCUUUCGCUAUCGUAUUUUCCGGAUCCCGAACAAACAUUUAAUUUUCUGGUCGGAAUAGAAGGAAUUGAUAAAUCACAUUCAAUCCCCAUUUCCCCCGCCAGAAUUUAUCUAUCCCGCACAGCAAACACCUUGUGAAGAUAUUGGUCAAUUCAUCUUGUCCAAUAUAACAAAUCAUAUCAAUUUACCGAUAUAUAUUAUUACUGGAUCAAACUCUUCCAUCCUGUGUUCCACCUCCGUAUCGACAAUAUUUCACUCCCUUCCAUCCCUUCCAUCCCACUCUUCCGAUUUCGCCAAUUAAUUUCCUGCGGGAGUCAUAUCGGUAGAAAUAUUAAUCUCUUAAUCUCUUAUCAGCACGGAUUCACAAAUUCACGAUAUACUAGUACGAGGCAUCUAUCUACAGUACCUAGGACCGUCGCAUCUAGUAUUUACCUAGAGGCUAGAGUCUAGCACCGGGUAUCUAGUUUCCAUCUACCUAGUCCAACCCACUCCACUAUUAUUACUAUUACAAUAAAAAGAUCAUUCAUAGAGUCACAUCUCAAGAAUCUUUCUAAUCGCCAAUCGAGAAUAAAUAAAAAGAAAAUCCAAUCCUUGAUUUUAUCUUAUUUUAUUUUUCUUCGCAUCAUUUCAUCACAUCAUCAUUGAUCUCAUCCAUUUGAUCUUACUCACCUGGACCGUUCUAAUUCACCAUCACGAGAAACAUUCACAAGACCGAGAUCAACCGGGGAAGCAUCCAUCCUGAGAACUUAUCUACCACAUAUAAGAUACCAAGAUUUAUUUUACAUUCACAUACAACCAACAAUUUACAUCGAACAUCUUCUACAACUUUCUCCUCUCUGAUAUCCUAUAAACCUCAAGGAUUGUCUCCAUAUAUCUAAAGGAAGAAUACAUCUUCCCAACUGCCAAAAUGGCACACUCAACAAGACCAUCCGCAUCCCGAACACACACUGCUCCUUCACUUGCUAUCUCUCCAAGAACAAGCUCCGAAAAGAACACUGAGAAGAAGUCCAACCACGUACGCAGAAAGUCAGGAAAGGAAUUUGCGGUAGUAGCGGAAAAGAGAACUAGUCGACCUACAACUUUACACAGAAGGACUACACCGCAAGUUAUUACCAAGGCUGCCAGAAGUAAGGAGAGAGAAAGUCAAUACGUGGAGAAAGAUAACGGGGAGAGCUUUCCACAGUUCUGCAUGACUUGCGAAAAGCAAUUUACACCACCAAACAAUACCUUUCUCUAUUGUUCUGAACAAUGUCGUGUUCAUGAUCAAGCACCAACAUACACUUCUCGAUCGAACCCAUAUGCAACUGCACCAAACUCUCCACCCUUGACCCCAUUCUUGUCAAGUGCAACUUUAUACUCACCGGAAGAACCUCGAGAUAUUGUACCGCGACUCUCUCCUACACAAUCUAGACCUCGAUCAUACUUCAACUCAUCGCCAUAUCCAACCGAUAUCUCCGUCUCAUACCACGUACCCUCCUCAUCCCUCCCAGCAUCGCACUUCCAUACUUCAUCCCAAGCCGAUACACAUUCAUCAAGUGCCUUGGAAAGCUUGAGAGAGUUAGCCACAGCGCUACCUCGAACACAUCAACCCCAGGAACCAGAAUCUCCACCGACUACUACACUUUCGAGGACAUCUUCUCAAGUCUGGAACUACAUGCCAUUCACAACCAAAACCACAACACCUACACCCCUUGCCACACCAGGAAACUCAUAUUCCAACACCGCCAGCAGCUAUUCCGCUCGUCGAAGCCGAGAAGACUUAUAUGCUUUCGGGGCUGGCCAAACAUUUACCAGCACCGGGGGUAUGGGUAUGGAUCGUCCCUUGCCACCUCGAAGCGGUCCAGGUGGUUACGGACACCGACCUAGAAGCAUCGAUCUGGUCACACCAUUUACACCUGGUGUUUAAGCUGCGAUGAAAGAAAGAGAAGCAAAGCUCGAAAAGAGCAUAUUAUGCAUUAUUUGAGUUUGUUAUAGAUAUUUGAAUCUCCAAGCAUUGCGAGCAUUACAUUAUCGUUGUAGAUAUAGGAUUAGGAUGAAAUAGGAAUAUUGGAAUUGGUAUGGGCAUUCGGCAUACGCACGCGAGCAUCAUAGAUGGCUAGCAAGGAAAUUUGUGAAGGAGUUAAUCAUGGAAUCUAAAAAAUGGGAAGGGCAAUUUACAUGCAUAAUGCAUUAUGGGUAUAAGAAAAGGAUAGGAUGGAAUGGUAUGGAAUGGAAUGGGUAAAUGCUUGGGAUUAGAUGAGAGUCUGCAAUGGCUUUACAUCGCGCUUUAGUUAAAAAUAUAUAUACAUACACACCUCUAACCAAUUAUCUUAAUGC
This is a messenger RNA of Botrytis byssoidea, 2359 nucleotides long. RefSeq lists its product as uncharacterized. The transcript has 3 exons. The record is from RefSeq and is a predicted model, not a curated record. Bases 951 to 1949 code for a protein of 332 amino acids. Lineage: Eukaryota; Fungi; Ascomycota; Leotiomycetes; Helotiales; Sclerotiniaceae.